Antechinus flavipes (yellow-footed antechinus) is the source of this 3581-nucleotide messenger RNA. RefSeq names its product transcription factor CP2 (gene TFCP2). The record is from RefSeq and is a predicted model, not a curated record. Gene Ontology annotation, biological process: positive regulation of transcription by RNA polymerase II. Bases 161 to 1699 code for a protein of 512 amino acids. The transcript has 15 exons. Gene Ontology annotation, cellular component: nucleus. Gene Ontology annotation, molecular function: RNA polymerase II cis-regulatory region sequence-specific DNA binding; DNA-binding transcription activator activity, RNA polymerase II-specific. Lineage: Eukaryota; Metazoa; Chordata; Mammalia; Dasyuromorphia; Dasyuridae.
AGACCGAGGGUGGGGGUCGGGGUGGGCGUGGGUGGACUUUCCUCUAAUCUUGGUCCGGUGGAGCGGAACUACAUCCCGCCACCCCGGUCGGACCUCGCAAAGUCCCUACCUAGCGCAAGAAAGGCCAGUAUCUGCAGGGCGCCCUUUGGAAGGAGGCGGGAUGGCUUGGGCCCUGAAGCUGCCGCUGGCCGACGAGGUGAUCGAGUCCGGGCUGGUGCAGGACUUCGACUCCAGUCUGUCUGGGAUCGGCCAGGAGCUAGGCGCGGGGGCCUAUAGCAUGAGUGAUGUCCUUGCAUUGCCCAUUUUUAAACAAGAGGAGUCAAGCUUGCCGACUGAUAAUGAAAAUAAAAUCCUACCUUUCCAGUAUGUGCUUUGUGCUGCUACUUCUCCUGCUGUAAAGCUCCAUGAUGAAACACUCACAUAUCUCAAUCAAGGACAGUCUUAUGAAAUCCGAAUGCUAGAUAACAGGAAACUGGGAGAACUUCCAGAAAUCAAUGGCAAGUUAGUGAAGAGUAUAUUUCGAGUGGUGUUCCAUGACAGACGACUGCAGUACACUGAACAUCAGCAGCUUGAGGGCUGGAGAUGGAACAGGCCAGGGGAUAGAAUCCUUGAUAUAGAUAUUCCGAUGUCUGUAGGUAUAAUUGAUCCUAGGGCAAAUCCAACACAACUGAAUACUGUGGAGUUCCUCUGGGACCCUGCAAAGAGGACAUCCGUGUUUAUUCAGGUACAUUGUAUCAGUACAGAGUUCACUAUGAGAAAACAUGGUGGAGAAAAGGGUGUGCCAUUCCGAGUUCAAAUUGACACUUUCAAGGAGAAUGAGAAUGGAGAGUACACUGAACACUUGCAUUCAGCCAGUUGUCAGAUCAAAGUUUUCAAGCCCAAAGGAGCAGACCGAAAGCAAAAAACAGACAGGGAGAAAAUGGAGAAGCGAACCCCUCAUGAAAAGGAAAAAUACCAACCUUCUUAUGAGACAACUAUACUCACAGAGUGUUCUCCAUGGCCUGAGAUCACAUAUGUCAAUAAUUCUCCAUCACCUGGAUUUAACAGUUCCCAUAGCAGUUUUUCACUUGGAGAAGGGAAUGGUUCACCAAACCACCAGCCAGAACCACCUCCUCCAGUUGCAGAUAACCUUCUGCCAACAACUACCCCUCAGGAAGCUCAACAGUGGUUACAUCGCAAUCGAUUCUCCACCUUCUCGAGGCUUUUCACAAAUUUCUCAGGUGCAGAUUUAUUGAAGUUAACCAGAGAUGAUGUUAUUCAAAUUUGUGGCCCUGCUGAUGGAAUCCGACUCUUUAAUUCUUUAAAGGGGCGGAUGGUGAGGCCCAGGCUGACAAUUUAUGUUUGUCAGGAAUCCUUGCAGUUGAGAGAGCAGCAGCAACAGCAGCAGCAGCAGCAGCAGCAGCAGCAGCCAACACCGCAGCAGCAGCUAAAACAAGAGAAUGGAGACUCAAGUGGUGCUUUCUUUGUGUACCAUGCCAUCUUUCUGGAAGAAUUGACAACUGUUGAGCUGACAGAGAAAAUUGCUCAGCUUUUCAGUAUUUCCCCUUGUCAGAUCAAUCAGAUCUACAAACAGGGGCCAACAGGAAUCCAUGUGCUCAUCAGUGAUGAGAUGAUUCAGAACUUUCAGGAGGAAGCCUGUUUUGUUCUGGACACAAUGAAAGCGGAAACCAAUGAUAGCUACCAUAUCAUUUUGAAAUAGAAGGGGAACAUCCCAUGCUGGGUAGCUGCUGCUUCUUUCUCCCCUUGGACACUCCCCCUCUUGCAGAGGGCUAUGGAUAGAGAGUUGGAGGUCUGCAGGAGCCUGACUGAUGGAGAGUGGGAGGCGGGGUGGUGCUACACUCCAGAGGUGUAAAUCCCAGUCCUCCAUUCCUUGCCCCAACCCUCUUGCCACACACAAACUCCUGCCUGGCAUGCAGCUCUGCAGCUAUUUGUUAGUUAUAAUUUCUGGAUUGUGUUGUUGAAUAUUAAUAGAAACUUGUCACAUCAUUUAGAUUUUAUGUAGGGCAUAAUGAUGAUGGGAAUUGUGUGAUGUUUAAUUGAACUACGCUAAAUUUUAUGAUAAUCUGGAGCAAUGUAAUUUUUUCUAAUAUAUAAAUAAAAAUUAAUAUCUCUAUUCUUUAGACUACCCAGCAACCAACUCCCCCAUGACAUGCUUGCAGUCUCUGCUUUCACAGCAGUGUACUUAUUCCUGGAAAGCAGAAUGGUGAGGGAAAAAAAUUUCCCCAUGUACUGUAUAUAUCCUGCCAUUACCCUCUUGACACUACAUGGUGAUCCUGCAUUGCUGUGGGGAAAUGUGAGUUUACAUGGAGAAUCAAGGAAACAGCUGCCAAAAGUGACCCACCAGUAGGGUCACUGAAUGAAAUAUUGAAAUGAAAUAUAAGGGCUCACUCUCCUUUUGGGUUUUUUUUUGGGGGAGUGGGAGUGUUUCUGUGGGUUAGGAACGCUAUUACACAGUAAAGUUGGCAGGAUUUGAGCACUGAUUGUUCUUCCCAAAGUUAAUUUUUUCCAAUGAAGUUUUCAGACUUUUUAAUAUAUAGGACCUUUUUCUCUAUCCUGUGCCCUCAUUUCUAAUGUAAGAGGCACUUUUGUUUAUGUAGUAUUCUUAACUGGGUACUUUUUAAGAGAAUCUUUCUCUUAAGUAGAAAGAGCCCUAGACCAGAAGUCAAGACCUGGCUUCUAAUUCUUAACUCUGCAUUAAUUGACUCUGUGAUCCUAGGCAACUUAAUCCUUUUGGGCCUUUCUUUUCUUAUCUAUAAAAUAAAUAAUGUGAAUAAAGUGAUCUCCAAGGUCCUUUUUAGCUCUCAAAUCUAGACUUUUAUGAUGAUAUUUGUAUUCACACCCUUCCCAUAUGUGUUCUACUUUAAAGUUCUACUUUUUAAAAAGUGAUUGUGUCUGUGGGUAUACCUUUCUUAUUUUACAUGUAGAUUGCUAAAAUUUCUUUUACUAAUUAAGUUACAGCUGAAGAAGACAAUGUUAAAAGAUUCUUGUAUGGGUUUGGAUUUUUUUUAAGCACUUGAUAAAACUUAAUUGGUUUUUAUACAAAGGAAAUUUUUGUCCAUUAAAGUUAUCUUGCAAUGUAAUCUAAUUUCUUUUGGUUUAAAGCAAAUUGAAAAUCUUUAAGGUAGAAAAGAUUAAAAAUGGUUUCUUAGUUAUUUCUAAAAAAGUUUUACUAAACCAACCUGACAUAACUUUUGGAGGAUAUCUCUCAGAUGUUCUCAUUUUCUGGGAAUAAUCACAGUUAUGCCACACAUUCACCAUAACCAAAGGUUCCUCAGCAUUGACCUCACUUCUUGUGUCAGCUCAUGAUACAUUUGUCAUAGAUUAUGCUAAUUGUCAUAGUGUUUUGAGAGAAGUAUUCAAAGUUCCAGUAAUGGACAUACAUUUGUGUCUCCUAAAGUGAGGCCCCCUCAGAUUACCAGUAGGCUGUCUUUAUUGCCAAGAAAAUUUAUUAGACCUCUUUUGUGUAUCAGUCUAAAAGGAUUGUAUAAUAAUGAAACCUACAAUAAGUACCUGAAAUGAAAUUUUUUAAAAAGUAGUUUUUGUUUUACUUAAGUUGAAGAAAUAAAGAUGUUUGAUAGUUA